Carica papaya (papaya) is the source of this 1828-nucleotide messenger RNA. The record is from RefSeq and is a predicted model, not a curated record. Lineage: Eukaryota; Viridiplantae; Streptophyta; Magnoliopsida; Brassicales; Caricaceae.
CAUAGGACAAAGGAGGGAAACUGUGGUUCCUGUGGCUAUGAGCAGAAAUAGGUCUGCCAUUGCGAGUUGCUUCGUAACUGACUCGCUGAGUCUGGAAAUGGCGCGAUUUUUUAAAUCCUACUUAAAAUAUUUUCAAACUUGCAUCUUCUAUGUCUGAAAAAAACCAAUAGUUGAUUGCCGAAGUAGAGAAAAACCCUUGAGGAUAUGGAGCUUUUGCUGCAAUCUCUUCGUCUUCGUUUAUUUGGAAGAACUCGUUUCUUCUCUCUUGUUCCCUAUUUUCCUCAGAAAGGAAGAAGAGGCACAGUCACUUGCAUCCGGAUGAACAUCAAACGUCUUUGUUCUCUAGUGGAAGUUUCAGAUUUUGACUGUGAUGAACUCCAUGACGACAGUAAAGCAACCGAGAAAGAUACUGCACUACGUUUAGCUCUAUCACAGCUUUCUGGUGAGUUUAGUAGAGAGUCAAUGUUGUCAUUGCAACGGUUCUUCAGAUCACGGCGUGCUCCAGUAAUAUCUACAGGCUCAUCAAAGCUUGAUUUAGCUCUUGGGAUUGGGGGAUUACCCAAGGGAAGAUUUGUUGAAAUUUAUGGGCAAGAAGCAUCUGGAAAGACGACACUGGCACUUCAAAUAAUCAAAGAAGCUCAAAAGCUUGGAGGUGAAUUUCAAUUCUGUGUUUUAACAAAUAGCUGGAACUGUGAAAAAUUUUGGGGCACUAACUUUGUUUGUCUUCCUCAUACUAAUAAAAUCACUGCCCUUCCUCCCCUCUCCAGUCCAUAUAAUAUGUUUACUGAUAUGAAUAUAGUUUUUAAAUCUUCAUUGUUAAACAGUGCCUUCAAUAUUUGGCUUCGACAGGUUGCUGCCCUUAUUCCCCAAUGUGAACUUGAUCUUCCGGUAGGUGGCAGUGUUAAAGAUGUACAGCCACGAAUGAUGACACAAGCACUUCGAAAAAUUCAUUACGCGCUGUGCCAUUCUCAGACUCUUAUAAUUUUUCUUAAUCAGACCAGAUUAAAUGUAAAGCCAGGUAAACAUUUUGGACAUAUGGAAGAGGUCACAUGUGGUGGAAAUGCAUUGAAAUUCUAUGCGGCUGUACGCUUGAGAAUGUUACGUACUGGAUUGCUCAAGAUGGGGGAUAAGAUAACCGGUCUCAGCGUUUGCAUACAAGUGGUGAAAAAUAAGUUGGCGCCAGCAAUGAAGAAAGCAGAGCUAGAACUACAGUAUGGUAGGGGUUUUUGCCGUGCGUCUGAGGUACUGGAAUUGGCCUGUGAACAUGGAAUCAUCCUUGAGGAAGGAAGCAGCUAUUUCAUAGAAGGGGAGGUGUUCGGUGAUAGGCAAGCAGCCAAGCAGUAUCUAAUGGAAAAUGAUGAGGUUCUUGACAAGAUAAUCACGGUCUUGAGGAACAAAUUAUUUGGAACAUUGUUAUAGUUGGAGGAAGAUUUUCGAGAACAUCAGAUUCUGCCAAAAAGCUUAAUUGGACAAUGACCUGGUCGAAGCAAGCCAUGUAAUUACAUACCCGAACUGCAGCCAUUUACCUGGGUUUCACUGGCACGAGGAAGUCAAGAAUUUGUCAGUUACACCCCAGAUUGUGGCUAUUUAUCUGGGUUUCACUGACUAGAAGAAUUCAAGAAUUUCAAGAUUGUUAUCCAGCAGGAUACUAUAUAUAUAUAUAUAUACAUUUCCAACUGGGUUGUAUACCUUUUUACUUGGUUCAGAAGAACCAGAUCAGAUGCCCAUCAGGUAUGUAAAAACAAGGAUGGAACUUAUUCUGAAGAUGUUUAGGUAUAAGACUCCGCACUCUAAUAUAUUGUGUAGAUGUGACUUGUUCCUAUGGCAA